CAACGGCUGGACACCGAGCAGGACGACCAUGAUGUACUUGAGAGUGAGCUGAAUGAAAUGCGAAACCGAGUGACCACACUGACCAGGCAACUGCGUCGUGCCCGCGAAGAGUUCGAGGACGAGAUGCUGACGAAGGAGAACCACUUGCAGCGCCGGUUCCGUGAGUUCCAAGAACAGCUGGAGGAGGAGCAGCGAAGCAAAGAGAGGGCCCUCCAGUUGGUCAAAGACCUGGAGAACCAGCUUUUCAUGACGCGGGCAGAGGAGACGGAAGAGGAGAAUGGUAUGUUAGCGCUUUGA
Molecule: messenger RNA, 297 nt
Organism: Protopolystoma xenopodis
Lineage: Eukaryota; Metazoa; Platyhelminthes; Monogenea; Polystomatidea; Polystomatidae
Source: the annotation of a GenBank genome assembly